UGGAACGCCCCCUCCCCGGCGACCCGUUCUUCGUCCGGACGAAAGGGGACGGAGGAAAGCGGGUGGGGGUCGCCUAGCGGGGGAGAAACUGCGAGGCUGCACGACCGGAAAAGCGCUGCGGGUCCCGCUCGACCCCAGAUCUUUAUGCCUGGAAGCGCUCUGCACAUGCUCGGGAGCACCCUCUCGGUUCCGGAGCCAGGGACGGUGACUUAGUUUAACUCCUGUAGCCUGCGCCUACUAGGUGUUGCCGCUGCCGAUUCGGCCUCCCUCUCUUGCGGUCGCCCCAGCAAGCCCGGAUUGCGGUCUUGGCGGCCGAGAGCCCCGCCCGCCCGAGCCGCUCCUCGGAAGCCGCGCUGCAACCGGCAAGGAAGGGCGGCUUCUUGCAGCAAUGCCAUUUACAGUGAGAUUAAUCCCUCUCCCGUUUUUUUAAUAUCCCCAACCAAUCCUCCCUCCCUGUGGAGGUGGAUCUCCCAGCUGUCAAACGCAUGGUCUUCUGGGAGUUGUAGUCCUCCUGUGACAUGCCUGCUUCCUAUCCCCAGUGGGUAAAGCACUUGCAAAGGAAGGAGGGGAAAAAUAUUAAUGCCAAAAAAGUGUCUGUGCGUGUGUAUGUGGAGAAGUCUUCUGUAAGACCGAGACUACAUUCCCCAUGGUGCACCGGGCUCAAAGGAGCUGGACUGUGAUUGGCCCCCCUUGCUGCAAGCUGCUCGAGAAUGAAUAAAAUUGUACAGUAUAUUCCGAUGUGAGAGGUAAAAAAGGGGGGGCUGGGAAAAAGAAAAAGAAAGAGAGAAAAGAAAGGGGGAUCUGUGGUUUCUCCCACCAGCCCAGCCAGGCUGGGUGAGGCAUUUUCUCCCGUAUCAAAAUGGCCACAGCUGUGCACAAGUCUAUCAAAUGCCUGGGCGAGGAUUUCUACCGAGAAGCCAUCGAGCACUGCCGUAGUUACAACGCCCGCCUGUGCGCCGAGCGCAGCAUGCGCCUGCCAUUCCUGGACUCGCAGACAGGGGUCGCUCAGAACAACUGCUACAUCUGGAUGGAGAAGACCCACCGGGGCCCAGGUGCGGACAUGCCCGCUGGGCACUGCCUGGCACCCGGUCAGAUCUACACCUAUCCAGCUCGCUGCUGGCGGAAGAGACGGCGGUUGAACAUCCUGGAGGACCCACGGCUGCGGCCCUGUGAGUUCAAGAUUGAUUGUGAGCCUCCCCUGAAGAAGGAGGCCUCUCUCCCAGAAGGGCCUGUCCUGGAGGCCCUGCUCUGUGCCGAGACGGGAGAUAAGAAGCCGGAGCUGAAGGAGGAAGAGCUGAUCUUAGACUGCCCGAAGGCUCCUCUUGGCGAAUUUCUGCACGAUUUGGAUCCUGAAGAUCUGGAGGAGGAUAUCCCCCGGCGGAAGAACAAGGCCAAGAACAAGGCCUAUGGGAUUGGAGGGUUGCGGAAGAGGCCAGAGACGGCCCUGAUGGAGGACCGGGACAAGCCCUACGUGUGUGACAUCUGCGGAAAACGCUACAAGAACCGCCCUGGACUCAGCUACCACUACACGCACACACACUUGGCGGAAGAGGAAGGUGAGGAGGGCCCGGAGCGGCAUACCCUGCCCUUCCACCGCAAGAACAACCACAAACAAUUUUACAAAGAACUGAACUGGGUCCCAGAGAACCAGCGCAGGCACACAGCUAAGAAAGCUCCGGAUGGGACAGUCAUACCAAAUGGUUAUUGUGAUUUCUGUCUAGGCGGCUCCAAGAAGACUGGCUGCCCAGAGGACUUAAUCUCCUGUGCUGAUUGUGGACGCUCAGGGCACCCGUCGUGCCUGCAGUUCACGGUGAACAUGACGGCCGCUGUGCGGACCUAUCGCUGGCAAUGCAUCGAGUGCAAAAGCUGCAGCCUCUGUGGCACUUCAGAAAAUGACGAUCAGUUGCUCUUCUGCGAUGACUGUGACCGCGGCUAUCACAUGUACUGCCUGAGUCCACCGAUGGCUGAACCCCCUGAAGGGAGCUGGAGCUGCCAUCUGUGCCUGAGGCAGCUGAAAGAGAAAGCCUCUGCCUACAUCACCCUGACCUAGGCUGCAGCCUCAAGGCCCCCCCUCCCCGCCAGCCUCAAGGCCUCCCCAGGGGCUGGAAUUGUACUGCAGGCCAUACCCGGGAGCAAUGCAGGACCUCCACCCGUGACUAAGAGGAGCAUCGAGGUCUGGCACCCAAAAUGUUGAUGGGGCUCCUGCAGUGGGGUCUGGCACUUGCCACCUCCUGGCUCCACCUAGGCCACCCCAAUGGGGACAGUCCACACAAAGCCAUAUGCCGGGGGGGGGGCAGAGACCAGCCCCUCUGCCCUGGUUGUGGGGGGGGGGGUGAAGCUCCAUCCUCCAGACGGAUGCAUGUGAUGAAAUUGUUUGCCUUUGCUUGCAAGUCCAGAGGCUGGCUACCUGGAGGGGAGGGGGGGCGUCCUGGCUGUGGACCGUCUUCCUGCCCAUGGGAGCAACUUGCAAGGCCUUUGACCAGCCGGCGGGACUGGGGUUGGGCUGGGGGAGGGAGAGCCAAGAGCAAUGGGGGGUGGUAACCACUAAGCUGUUGCAAGGCUGGGGGUGUGUGUGUCUCUUUAUGAUUUUAAAGGUGGGGGGAGAAGAAAGUUUUAAAAGGGCAGCCUUGAAAUAGGGUGGGUGAGCUACUCCAGGGACAAGCGCCUGGGAGUAGCCAGAGGCCUGUGGGGGCCUUGCCCUGCCAACCUCUUGUGUACCUGUGUUGUUCCGUUGCCUGCAAUUUUUGUGUGCUUGGAUUGUUAUGUACAUUAAAUGUGGUCAGAAUCGCU
Ahaetulla prasina is the source of this 2790-nucleotide messenger RNA. It is a transcript of the gene DPF1, whose product is annotated as double PHD fingers 1. The record is from RefSeq and is a predicted model, not a curated record. Gene Ontology annotation, biological process: nervous system development. NCBI's taxonomy places the organism in Eukaryota, Metazoa, Chordata, Lepidosauria, Squamata, Colubridae. The coding region runs from base 860 to 2050 and encodes 396 amino acids. Gene Ontology annotation, cellular component: nBAF complex. The transcript is spliced from 12 exons.